Messenger RNA from Tarenaya hassleriana, 904 nucleotides. Its product is annotated as coiled-coil domain-containing protein 12. The transcript has 5 exons. Bases 118 to 552 code for a protein of 144 amino acids. Lineage: Eukaryota; Viridiplantae; Streptophyta; Magnoliopsida; Brassicales; Cleomaceae. The record is from RefSeq and is a predicted model, not a curated record. Gene Ontology annotation, cellular component: post-mRNA release spliceosomal complex; U2-type spliceosomal complex.
CCAUUUCUGUUUCCCCGUCGAGCAGAUUUUUCUGAAAGGAAAAAACAAAGCUUGAAGCUUCGAUUCCAAUUUUCCCUGCUAUUUUCCCUCGUUUUCUCGGCAGCCAAACAGGAAGCGAUGGCUAGUGAAGAUGAAUCGAUAGAACAAAAAGCGGCAUCUCGACGAGAGGCCCUGAGAGCUCUAAGGGCAGCUCAGGAACUGGCCGAGAACAAGGAAAACGAAGAAGAUGAUGCCGGUGAAGAAAGUAACCCCACCAUGAAAUUUAGAAAUUAUGUUCCCCAAGAUAAGCAUCUUCAGGAGGGUAAACUUGCCCCACCCGAACUGCCCAAGUUUGAAGAUCCGGUUGCUUCCACUCUACCAGUAGCAGAGAAGAAAGAGGACCCACUUGUCAACAUCGCUCCAAAGAAGCCAAACUGGGACCUUAGAAGGGAUGUUCAGAAGAAGCUUGACAAGCUCGAAAGGCGGACUCAGAAGGCAAUGUUCAAACUCAUGGAGGAGGCAGAGAAAGAGCAUGAGAUGGCUGAAGCUAACAGAAACGACUCAGAAAAUUAAUCUCGAUGACAUCUUGGAAAAGACGCAAAUCAUUUAUCUACUCGGGAUUGUACAACAAUUUCUCAACUUCUGAAGACUCUAGGGUUUGAUCACUUUCUCUGGUGAGUAGUAUUGCCAUUGUCCCUGGCGCCACCAUGUUUUCCAACUCUGUAUGUCAGUUAUAUUGAGAGAACGGAUAGCAAAAGAAGAAGGAAAAAAAAAAGAAAUGUGGGUAUUUUCCAUUGUAUUGAAUCUGAUGGUUUUGUCCAAAUCUUUAUUAUAUGCUUCUGGUUGGGAAACGGGAUGCAGCCAUAUGUGAAUUGUCUUAUCCUUUUUAAGUUAUCACACUGGAAGACAGAGAACUCAGAUUGUC